AGAGACGUCACGGGGCGCUCUGGACUCGCACAUGUCUGUGGUUUUACCGGAAGUAGGAAGUGAAGUCUAGGAAACGCGACAGAGCUGUGGACGAAAUCAUCCUUGGAUAAAAAUGGCUUCGUACACCUGCAUUACAUGCCGGGUAGCUUUUGCUGAUCCUGAUAUCCAGAGAGCUCAUUAUAAGACAGACUGGCACAGAUACAACCUGAAGAGGAAGGUGGCUGACAUGCCACCAGUAACAGCAGAAAAUUUUCAAGAACGGGUUCUUGCCCAAAGAGCUGUGGUGGAGGAGCAGAGCAAAGAAACCGCCACCUACUGUACAGCCUGCAGCAAGAGGUUCUCAACAUUCAAUGCUUAUGAAAACCACCUGAAAUCCAAAAAGCACUUGGACCUAGAGAAGAAGGCAACUGAAGCAAUCACUAAGAAGGUUGAGAUGUUGAAUGAGAAGAAUCUAGAGAAAGGCAUGAGACCGGAAAAUGUCGAUAAAGAUGCCAUGAAUGUAGCUAUUCAGCAGGCUGUCAAGGCACAACCAGCCUCCUCUCCCAAAAAGAAAGCCAGCAUGGCUCAAGAAAGGGAUCCUGGCAAACAAGAACAGCAGACCAGGUUAAGGCCUGACAAGCCACCCAGGUUACAGUGGUAUGAAGAGCAAGCCAAGAAACUGGCAGCUCAGGGUGACACUCAAGAUUCCUUGGAGGAGGAAGAUUGGGAAGACAUGGAUUCAGAUGAGGAGGAAGAAGACAGUGAUGAGGAGAUGGAGGAUGUCGAUGAAGCAGAUGAUGCCGGUUCUGCAACAGCAGUUGAGGGUACUACUCCUCCCAUUGGAGCCAUCCCUAUUACAGACUGCUUGUUCUGCCUGCAUCACUCCCGCACUUUAGUAAAGAAUGUCGCCCAUAUGACCAAAGUCCAUAGCUUCUUUAUUCCAGACAUUGAAUACCUCAUGGAUCUCAAAGGUUUCAUCCGUUACUUAGGUGAGAAGGUCGGUGUUGGGAAGAUUUGUCUGUGGUGUAAUGAAAGGGGGAAAUCCUUUUACACUACAGAAUCCGUGCAAGCCCACAUGAAUGACAAGAGCCACUGCAAGCUCUUCACAGAUGGAGAUGCUGCUCUGGAGUUCGCAGACUUUUACGAUUUCAGGUCCAGUUAUCCAGAUCACAAAGACGACGAAGACUUAGAAAUGGCUGACCGAGAACUUACACAUGAGAAAGAUUUAGAAUAUGAUGAGAACACGAUGGAACUGGUCCUGCCGUCAGGUGCCAGGAUUGGUCAUCGCACACUCAUGAAAUACUACAAACAGAAAUUUGGUUUGUCCAGAGCUGUGGUUGUUUCGAAAAACCAGAGAGCUGUCGGCAGGGUUUUGCAGCAGUACAAAGCUCUGGGCUGGACUGGGGGAACUGGUGGCAGUCGUCAGCAGGGGCGUGACAUGCAGUAUGUGCAGAAGAUGAAGUCUAAAUGGAUGCUGAAAAUGGGGAUGAGCAAUAAUGCUACAAAGCAGAUGCACUUUAGGCCCCAAGUGCAAUUUUGAGGCUUGGAUAUGUUUGGUUAACAGAGAUGGAUGGUUGUCUGAUGAUUCAUAUGCCGCCAGGUCGUGGUAUACGGUCCUAGUCUGUUAUGCUUUGUCUUGUGGCUAAUGUAUCUGAGAUAUGGCAUAUGGAUGACCCUGCUUGUAAGACCUCUCCUGGUGUGCCUUAAUGUUAUACUUACAACUAAUAUGUGGCCAAUAAUUAUUCUGACACAUUAUACAAGACAGAGGCAGCAGCGAAGAUGCCCGUCAUAUAAGUAACAGGUCGACUGCUUCAUAAAAGAAAAAGAAGUUGAGGUCUAAAAAGAUGUAUGAACAUAUGUAGGAAAAUAGCUACAGGCUUUUUAUAAUGCUGAAAGAAAACCUGGAAAGUUUCCAUUAUGUGUUACUGGUUCUUUGAACAAAGUGUACUUCUGGCCUGAAAUGUUUUAAUGAAUGUAUAAGAUGCUGUUAAUCACAAUAAAACUGCAAUUCUAGACUCA
Molecule: messenger RNA, 1998 nt
Organism: Bufo gargarizans (Asiatic toad)
Lineage: Eukaryota; Metazoa; Chordata; Amphibia; Anura; Bufonidae
Gene: ZNF622
Product: zinc finger protein 622
Exons: 7
Coding region: 113-1519 (468 amino acids)
Biological process (GO): ribosomal large subunit biogenesis
Cellular component (GO): preribosome, large subunit precursor
Molecular function (GO): nucleic acid binding; zinc ion binding
Source: RefSeq, a predicted model, not a curated record